Molecule: messenger RNA, 4991 nt
Organism: Ruditapes philippinarum (Manila clam)
Lineage: Eukaryota; Metazoa; Mollusca; Bivalvia; Venerida; Veneridae
Product: nuclear hormone receptor HR96-like
Exons: 5
Coding region: 310-1698 (462 amino acids)
Biological process (GO): cell differentiation; negative regulation of transcription by RNA polymerase II; positive regulation of transcription by RNA polymerase II
Molecular function (GO): RNA polymerase II cis-regulatory region sequence-specific DNA binding; zinc ion binding; nuclear receptor activity
Source: RefSeq, a predicted model, not a curated record
AAAAAUACUUAAACCUAAAUCCGUUUAUUUUUAUUACACUGGUUUACAUUUAUUUUCUCAAAGUAAUUUUUUAUAAGAAUGAAGAAUAUUUUAACAUAAAUGCCGAAUGAAGACAUUUUAUUCUAAAAGAGAUAUUUGUUUCCGCUAAAAUCCUUCUCAUAUGAAAAUAUUUCAAUCAAACCAGCAAAAACAUUGACCGAUAUUUUUUUUUUAUGUCAGGAAUAAAUGCUGUUGCUGAUACAUGGUAAAAACAGUUACCGUCAUUCAUGAGAGUUAGCCACUGUAGUUAAGACAGCGAGCAAGGCCGACAUGAAUAACAAUAAAGAACCGUCUGCAUUGGAGAAGUCAUCAGUACUGGAAACUGAUGACCCUGGACAUGACAUGGAUGAACCAGAAGUGGACACUGCAUCAAUGUUGAAAUCGAACGAACAGUCAGACAAUGCUAUGCGAAGGAAAUCUCGUGUUAAAGAUGACAGAACAUGUCUUGUUUGCGGUGAUAAGGCGUUAGGGUAUAACUUCAAUGCUAUGACUUGUGAGUCAUGUAAAGCUUUCUUUAGGAGAAACGCUCUGAAAUCCAAUACUGCAGCAUGCUUGUUUCAAGGCAACUGUCAGAUUGAUGUGCGGACCAGGAGAUUCUGCCCACAUUGCCGUCUGCUCAAAUGUUACUCAGUAGGAAUGAAGAAGGACAUGAUAUUAGAUAUUUCUGAGAGAAAAGCCAGAAUGCAGAAAGUUCUAGAAAACCGUAAACGUAAACUACAGGGAUCUGAUAGCACAGAAGUGAAUACAAAACAAGUAAUAAAGGAGGAGCCAUGUGAAGAGGACAUGCUUCCAGACCAAUCAGAUAGCAGCUUUCAACAGUCUAGUGGUAGCGGGAAGGUGGCAAGCUUAUUAAUUGAUGACCUUACCAGUAACUCUAAGGAAAACCUGAAAUUCUUACGCACACCACCAGUUUCUGAUACAGAUAGCAAGGAUCCAUCUUUGUUUCGUAUCUUAACACCACCAGAAUACAUCUUAUUUGAAGACCUGGGAGAGGCGUAUGGCAGCACUUUAGGAGAGAUGUUAGCUGACAGACCUGAAGAAAAAAGUUACAACAAUUGUAACGAUCUUAUAAAUAAUUCAACCGUAGCGGUUAAGCGGCUUAUCAAAUUCAUUAAACGUUUGGAAGAUUUCUACGAGUUGAAUAAAGACGAUCAAAUAGCAGCCCUGAAAGCUUGUGUUCUAAGUUCAAUCAUUCUUAGAUCAUCUUGUUUUUAUAGUGUAGAGCGCGAUUCAUGGAUCACAGGCACAGGUGAAAUUUCCACGUCUAUUCUACAGAAAUCAACCGGUUACAGUGAAUUACACGUGAUUCAUACAAAUUAUUGCAGGAGUUUAAAGGAAAUCAUCGGAGAUAACAAGAUUUUAUUUUCCCUCGUACAGGUAAUUUGUAUUUUCAACCCAGAAUGCAGCGAUGUGCGAGAAAAAUGUAAAAUGUCCAACGUCCAGGACAAAUAUAUCAUAUUAUUGAAGCAUUACCUUGAAUCAGAAUUCUCUUAUACAAAUGCGAAAUUCCUGUUCUCUAAAAUACUUGCCAUAAUUGCAGACAUGAAACAAAUUUCGGAUGCUCACAAUACCAUCAUCUUACAGGCCAAUCCCGCAGACAUUGAACCUCUGAUGCUUGAAGUUUUAGACCUGAAAGGUGUAGUUUCAAGUCAGUCAUAAUAUCAAAACGUAAAUGUAAGCUUGAACUAGUUUGUAUGAGGUAAUGAGGAAAUACUAAUACUCUUAAAAAUUUGUUGUGGGACUGUAAUUUAUAAGAAUUUUGAUAUUAAAUGAACAUCAUGGCAAGGUUGUAUGAGUUGACAAUUUUUAUGUUUACUUGAUCUCUUGUAUAAAUGUUGUACAAUCAUAACACUGAUGUUUAGUUAAUGGUUUUGGAAAUGUGACUAGAAAAUGUGAAAGAAAUGUGACAAAACUGAAACAUGUUGUACAGGAAAAUGUGAAAGAAAUGUGACAAAACUGAAACAUGUUGUACAGGAAAAUGUGAAAGAAAUGUGACAAAACUGAAACAUGUUGUACAGGAAAAUGUGGGGGGAAAAAUGUGACAAAACUGAAACAUGUUGUACAGGAAAAUGUGGGGAAAAAACGUGACAAAACUGAAACAUGUUGUAUGGGAAAAUGUGAAAGAAAUUUGACAAAAAAAAGUGAAAUAACUGUACCAGUUAUAUAGUGUGACAUGAAUGCACCAAAUUUGGACAAAGUCAUAGAACCUAUUUGAUGUGUGGGAGGUUGAAAUUUGACUGGUUGAAAGCAUCUGUUGUUUGACAUUUACAGAAUAUAUUUAAAACAAGAUUGUGUGACCUGCCUUCUACAGGGUCACAAUGAUUGUUCCAGAAAUUUGACUAGAUUUCUAAUACAUUUAGUUUGAUAGAAAAGAAAAUCUGUAAAAGUUUGUAAAGGAUUUGGUGAAGACAUGUUAGAGAGAUACAAUGAGUAUGUGAGAAUUGAUGGUCCCUGGAUGGAAUACAUGAUUUAUAUUUGAAUAAUUUUGUUAUUUAGGUAUAACAUUGUUGUAGAAUGUUAAAUAUGUUAACCCUUACAUUGCAGGUUAUUGAUUGGUCUUUUUCACUAGCAUAGAGCCAGGCCUGCUUUGACAAGACCUGGGGUUAUCGUUAAUCGAUUACACUGUUAUCAUCAUGUAAUUGAUUACAGUACCCAAAAUUGAUUAUUAUAUUUUAAAAUUGUAAUUAAUCAAUUACAGCUUAAAUUCAGACUUCUGUAAUUAUGAUUACAAUUUGAUUGACAUUGAUUACUGUCAGAUUUAACAGAAAACUAUUUAAUUCAAAGGAUGCCUUUGUUUUACACGAUACAGUUUAACUUUUGUUUUACAGUUUUACAGUUAUACAUUGAAUGUAAUCAUUUAUCAAUCAACAACUCUCUUACAGUAAUUGUAAUUUAAUGUAUUACAGAGGCAAGUCUUAAUCAAUCAUUAUCGAUUACAAUAAAAUCUGAAAGUAAUUGUAAUUAAAUCAAUUAAUGAUCAAUUUAAUCAUCACUUUGACAAGGCAGCUAAUAUUUAGCUUAUUUGUUUUGAAGAAAUUGUCAAGGUACAUGUAUUAUGAUCAUCAUCAUUGCCAUUGUCAUGCAAAUUUUUCUAACUUUUCAAAAGUAUCAACAUGAAAGCUAGUACAUGUAUAUUUGCUUAUUAUGAUUAGGCGUACAUUGUGUAGCAAUAUAACAAGGGGCAUUAUCCAGAAAGAAAUACUUUUAGAGUUAUGCCCCAUUUUUGAUUGGAUAUUCCCAAACCUGAGUCUUUUUGAGAAACUCAGCUGGUUAAGGGUAUAAUACAUGUAUGUAUUACUCUGUUUUUAAUGAAUUAUCAGUACAUUAAAGCUGAAUGCCAAAAUUUUUCAAGAAAAUCAAACUUGAAAAAAAUGUACUCUGAUUUUAAGAAAAGGAAACAGAUUCAAGUAAUAAUUUACAUAUUAUGUGCGAUUAAUGACUGAUUUUGCAAUAUUUAUCAGCAUAUUUUUUCACUGCAUGACUAACACAGUAAGGGCUAUUGUUGCAUAUUUUUACCUCUUUUGGGUAAUUUACAUGGAUUUUAAAUGCUGUUUGCAACUUGUAAAUUACUUUCUUUGUUUGCUUCACAAAAUUUAAUUUUUAGAUACAUUUCCAAAUUUGCAUGAAUACAUUUCCAAAUUAGCAUGAAUCAUAAAUCUGGAGGCAUGCUGCUUUAAUCAAAAUUGUACACAAAAUAAAGCAGUCCCAUCAUUUUAUCAGGGUAAGGAUUGUGAUAGAUAGAUAGUUUAUUUAUAUAAGACAUGCAUAAAAUGCACAUGGUCACAAAAUACAUACAUUCAAAUAAAAUUAAACAUCAAGUUAUCAUCAAAGGUUACAUUAUUUAGUAGCAAAGUGUCAUACAACUUUGGACUAUAUUAACAAUGCAUGGAGAAUGAAAAGAAAUAAAAUAAUAUUACUAACAAGAUAACAUUUAUAUAAUUAUGUCUGAAGAUUCGGUUGUUUUAUUUCCCUGCAUUUAUGAAAGUUUUCAAAUUUAACAAUACUUUUUUCUUUUUUGAACUCAAUAAAUUUGUACAUGCUAAGGGUUUUAACAUAAUAUUUUGGUAUGAAUUUGUUUCUCAGGUCAGAAUACUUUUUGCAUGUAAUCAUAAAAUGAAAUUCAUCUUCUAUGUCAUUACCACAGAAAUAACAUAAUCUUUCAAUUCUUGGUUUAUGUAUAGGUGGAAUAGUGACUUAUGUUAUUGUUAAAGAUAUUUAUUUUUCUUUGUUUUCAUAUAUAUUGAUGGUACCGGUGAUGUAUAACAUGCAUAUGGCCUUACAUAAUAUGUUACAAUUUAUAUAUAAAUAUAUAUAUAUUAUUGAAAUUUUAUCAUAUAUUUAUUAUACUUAAAGUUUAUAGAUACAAAUUUAUUUAUAUGAUACUAGGUGUGUAUGAAUCUAUAAUUUCAUUUAAACUUUACAGUGAUUAGUUUUCUUUUAUCACUUGGCUUUAUUUCUUUUUAAAAUUAAAAUAAAGUGCUCCGAUGGUAUAAAUAUGAACAUGUAAGGUCAUGUGGAUAUGGAAGAUGUGAUACGUAAAAAUGUUUCUUCAAAUUUUAUUUGAGGAAUAUUUCAACUUACAAAAGGCAAAAGCAUUUUCAAAAGCAUCAAUGCCAGUUUAUUUUCUAUUUACAAAAAAAUUCUGGGUAUCCAAUAAAACACAGAUCAUUACAUGUAUUGUAAGCAUAAUAUACUGAGAAAGUAAUCUAAAUUUAAAGUUCAGAUCUGUAUAGGUUGAAGCAACUUAUCAUAUGAUUCCACUUCUGUUUGUAUCAAAGCAACUUUUAUACAGGAUAGGUGACCUUUUUCAAAAUAGACAUGACCUUGAUAAAAAAGAGGGGUAAUGACCUUAUCAAAAAGGGCAUAACCUUUGCUAAAGACGGUCAUGACCUUACCAAAAAAGGACAUGACCUUACCAAAAAAGGACAUGACUUUACUAAAAAAGGGCAUAA